GGAGGACAAACAGACAGGGAGAGAGAGAGAUUCAGACUGGGAUCAGAGGAUACUCCGAAUCGGCUGCAAUCAGCUCGACUUGGAGCCCCGGGAGAUAAUGUGACAGAAAGAGCUGGAAAACAAGGGUCUUUUCUGCUACGCCUUUCUUCAGUUGGACGGAUCAAGCAGCGUUUGCCUGAUAUGGGACACAAGCUUCUUCAGCUGAAAACAGGUUCAGUCAUGCCCCUUUGGACCAUCCGCUUUGACCUGAUUUUGUCGAGUCUGCUGCUGCUCCUGCUGCUGCUCUGGGUACCUAUUGAAACGCUUGCCCAGAAUGACACAGAGCCCAUCAUCCUGGAGGGGAAAUGCUUGGUGGUGUGUGACUCCACUCCUUCAUCCGAGCCCGCUGGAAGUGCUCUGGGUAUGUCUGUCCGCUCUGGCUCAGGACGAGUGGCCUUCUCAGCCAGCCGGCAGACCAAUCAUGAGCCAACAGACAUGAGCAACCGCACCAUGAUCAUCUACUUCGAUAAUAUCUUAGUCAAUGUUGGCACCCACUUUGACCAGGAGAGUAGCGUCUUUGUAGCUCCACGGAGAGGAGUGUACAGCUUCAACUUCCAUGUCGUGAAGGCCUACAACAGACAGACUAUUCAGGUCAGUCUGAUGGUGAACGGAUGGCCGAUGAUUUCAGCCUUUGCGGGGGACCAAGACGUGACCAGAGAGGCGGCUACCAACGCAGGCCUUGUGAUUCUGGAGAAGGGAGACAAGGCCUACCUCAGACUGGAGAGGGGGAACCUGAUGGGGGGUUGGAAGUACUCCACCUUCUCCGGUUUUCUGGUCUUUCCCUUGUGAAAAAGUUGCAAAUUUAAGAUAUUUAUUAACAAAAAAGUUGUGAUUGAGGGGAUUCACGGUGUUUAGCAAAAAUAUGGAAAAUCCCUUGAACUUCUUUAAAAUGUGAUAACUUUUCACCGCAGCUGCAGAUCGUUUUAGGGAACAUCUCCAACAGAUUUCCACCUCUUGAACCUAAAACUUAGUCUUCUUCUUUAAAAAAUACUUCAAGCUUGGUUAUGUUGGACGAAGAUCAUUUGUGUCCAUCAGUUUGAAAGCAUGCCACUGAAUUUUCACAUGGUUUUAUGUCUGACUUUGAGUAAUCAGUCUCAAGCCUGUUGCAGACUGUAGCUGCUUUUCUUUCAGGAUUUCCCUGUAUCCGCAUUCAUGUGUUUUCCCAGCCACUCUCUGCAGCUUCCUUGUUCUGCCCGAAGAAAAGCAAACACAGCAUGAUGCUGCCAACACUAUUUUUCCCCAUUGCUACUGUACAUGUGUUUUUGCAGUGCAUGUACAGGCUAAAAAGUACAAUGUUGUUCUCAUCUGACCAGAGCUACUUCCUCUGCAGGCUUUCAAUGUCGCCUAUAAGAGUCGCUGCAAACAGUUUCCCAAAGCUUCUUAUUACUUUUUUUUAGCUUCUGUUACAUAAAAUCCAGUUUGGAGUUGUGCAUGGCUGAUGGUUAUUUUAAAACUUAAACAAGCGUAAAACUUACCUAACGUUCGCCUAAACUUUUUUACUGUGUAUCUUUAUUUAAGUUCUCUAACAAACCACAGAACAACAGCUAGAUAAAUUAUGUUAUCUAACUACUUUACUUCUGCAGGCUUUUUUUGUAUUGGUUUUCAUUUAAAGGAAUUAGAAUAAGUAGAGUUCAAUACAAAUGCAAGUUGCAUUUUUUUUAAACUAAUUUCUCAACAUUUUUUUCCAAUUAUGCACUAAGGUUCAUUGUUAUAACCUUAAAUGAUAUGUAAAAGUUCAGGGUGCAUGCUUUUACAAGGCACUGCUCAUCAGAUUUUGAGGUCUCGGAAUUAAAGAGAUCUAUACAUAGAAAACUAAGAUAAAAAGCUGCAAAAUAUCUAUGAAAAUAUUUUAUUUGUUCUGUCCUUUUGCAAAAUAUUUAGUUAAAAACUAUUAUGAUUGUAAUGAAGUAUUAAUGUGCGCCGUGUGCUUCUGUGCUGAUAUACUGUCAGGCCUUAAUUUAUGUUUCAUUUCCAGAUUUUUAUGUAAACAGCUGUGCUCCAAAUACCCUGUCCAGCUUGAGAAAAAGUGUUUUGAUUGAAUUGACUGUAUGAAUCUUUCGCCUCUGUUUACAUGUCAGCAAUCAUACAAAAACAUCUGUUUAUUAAGAGAUUUAUAUGAAGAACAAAUAUAAAAGAAGUUAAAUGGCCUCAGUUGUGCAGAGUGUGUAUUUGUAUACAGAAAUAUAUCUUAUCAAUCACCUGCAAGUAGGACGGUUUAAUCUCCAAAUGCAAAGCAGAUUUUCUCAUGCCCUUUUAGUGCUACCCAAUUCCACGGCAGCGGUUUGUAAAUUUAGCUCCCACCAGCCGGGCUAGCUUUGGCUUGGACCAGGCACACCAGCAUGGGACUCGGUAUAAGUGCCGAGUGUGGCGGAUACUCCUUGCAGAGACAUGGACAGAUGGAGGCUUUGGCGUGCCUGUCGGCUCAUCCCUGCAGGACUUCCAUGGAUAAUAUGUGGCCCACUGUCACACAUUAUCAUUUACGCUUCUCUGGUUCAGAACCACCUCUCUCUGUUUCUCUAUUUGUUCCCCUUCCACGUGUUCGUAUUAAAACUGUCAUGCAUGUAGGAAUAAAUUUAGAGCUAUGUGGUUGCAUGGGCUGGAGCUAAUUUUUAGGGCUUCACGCAAAGGCAUUUCUUUUACAAAUGCUAUUUUUUUUAAGCAUUUGUUCGGCUUUGUUGUUUCAACAAAAAUUGUAUCCUGAAUAUUACAAUUUCUAGAAAUGUGUCCAUCUGUAAAAGAAGAAGAAGAUGCAUACCCCAAAAUCUUUCAGCAGGUUGCAUGAUCAAAAACAUAA
Molecule: messenger RNA, 2833 nt
Organism: Cyprinodon tularosa
Lineage: Eukaryota; Metazoa; Chordata; Actinopteri; Cyprinodontiformes; Cyprinodontidae
Gene: cbln12
Product: cerebellin 12
Exons: 4
Coding region: 181-828 (215 amino acids)
Cellular component (GO): synaptic cleft; glutamatergic synapse
Molecular function (GO): protein binding
Source: RefSeq, a predicted model, not a curated record